Messenger RNA from Bombyx mori (domestic silkworm), 2267 nucleotides. RefSeq lists its product as uncharacterized. Lineage: Eukaryota; Metazoa; Arthropoda; Insecta; Lepidoptera; Bombycidae. Bases 185 to 1489 code for a protein of 434 amino acids. The transcript has 2 exons. The record is from RefSeq and is a predicted model, not a curated record.
GGCAGACUCUGAACAGCAUUUGUUACCGCUUAGCGUAAGUAUGAAUGUCGAGCCACCGAUGCGACAUCCUUGAUGCGAUGGCUAAGUAGGAGUGGAACGGAUCGAGUUACGAACAGCGCAUUGCAGUGGUAGGGUCGACGCGAAACGAGAAAGUGCUGUGUGCAGUGAAUUUAUAUUAUAGAACAUGAAGUUUCUAUGGUACUUCAUCGCCGUGAUGACGGUAGCUGAAUCAGCAGUGGAUAUCGAGAAAACAGUGAAACAAGUACAAAAUAUUUUGCAGUCACAUUCUGAGCUCCCUAGACUUACCCGCGAAGAGAUCAUACAGCUGAUGAAUGACAUCAAAGCUGAAGACGAAAAAACGUCAACAUCGAAACAAAGCAGUAAAGAGAGCAAUGAAAUUAAAAUCACAACACCUUACAGUACAUCAGACAAUGAAAUAUAUUCAGUAACGCAGACGAUAAAAAAUGAGGAAAUUUUACUGAUAAAUGAUGUGGCUUCAGUUCAACCAGACACACUUGAGGCAACGACAAAGAAAAGUGAACCAUCUCUAACCGUUGUACUUCCUUAUACUCCUAGAGACGGAUCUUCAUUACAAGAGCUAUACACUAGACCACCAAGAGUUGAAAUUGUGCCUGCUUCUGAAGUAACUCCGCAGCCAAUCAAAACAUCCGAUAUAAAUCAAAUACAAAUUAAUAACGUAAAUAAACAGAAAGAAGACUUCACUGCGGAAUUGAGGGCAUUUUUAGAUGCUCAUGGUUUGAAAGCUAAACCGGGACAAGAUCACUUCUUGCUCCCUCUAGAAGGUUUCAAGCCAUUGCCGCCGGCAAAAAUAAUUGACGGUAAUAUUGAUUUACCAGAAAAUAUUCUUUUAACUUACGAUUUGAUUUCACCAGCAGAACUAAAAGCCAGUAAAGUUCAAACUAUUUCACCUACGAAUUUUUUGUACGAACCUCUUCGUCCAGAGAUUCCAUUUGAAUUAGACACUUCAUCAUCUGAAAUCAAAGAGGUAGUCUAUCCUUAUGACAUGCCGAAGAGUAGAAAACCAAAGUCUGCACCGAAUUAUGAGCCAAUCGACUACGACUCCGUCAAAGUAAUUCCUUUAAACAAAGGUAUUAACCCGAUCGAAGACGUAAAAUUUACUGUUGAAAAUGAACAGAGCAAAAGACAGACCAAUAGUACUGAUGUUACUGAAGCUUCUAUAACUACUGAGGAACCAAAAGCAGCUAGUGAUACUGUUCAAGACUCUUCACCUUCUCCUAUUCCGGAUGACGCCGGAGCGUCUAUAGCAGAUCUGGAGGAUUCUUUCGGAGGAGCAGCACCGUCUCUGCCCGGGGAUUCCGAAUUGCCGCCUCCAAGGAAGAACGGCUUUUACUGGAUGCUUGAUUGGAAUAGUUUUCUAGAAGUAGGAGACGGUGAUACAAAAGUGAAUAUACGUUUCGAACCAAAACUCGGAGACCCGCAGAUGUUCCUGCCUGUAACGGUUCCCUAACUCCUCAAUUAACUAUUUUAUAGUUUUACGAGUUCUAGUCCCGACGUUUAGAUAUUAUUGAAAUUACUUUGACAUUCAGUUGCAAUUAUUUAAUACCUUUAGUAGUGCUAAUAUGCUAAUAGGCAGCUGUGAGCACUAAUGAACAUACUCCAAUUCAUGUCCACAAAGCUAUUUCUAUACAAUGUUCAAGGCGCCGACCUCUUAUUUCUAACAGGGAUGUUUUAAGUAAGAGACGCAUGCCGUGCGGUAGGUUUGACGUAUUAUAUGGAUUGUUGCAAGGCAUAUGAUGAGCAUUGGUUUUGAGCUUUGAGGGAAAGAAGAUGAAGACACUAAUCCGACAAGCAAUCUAUAAGUUUCUCUAGUCCAACAUGAAUUACAUGUGUCUUCUGUUUUAACCGACCUCUAAUGGAAAGUAGAAUAUUCUCAAUUCAGAGCAUAUGACUUUACCUUUCGCGUUACCCUAAUAAUAUUUUAAUGACAGGUCAUUAAAUUAUUUCGAAAUCUCUGCAUCGUUCUUCCGAUUAUGUUUAAAGUUGUACAUUUGUUAUUGCCACUUUAGAGAAUAUUUCAGGUUCAAAUGGUGGCACGGAAUUUGUAUUUCACAAUAUUAAAUUUAGCGUCAGUCACGACCAGCCUGCAGUUAAGGACAAUCCCAAAUCAUUCAAGCUCCUGAAAAUAUUAAGCAGGUGUUCAUUUGAAAACCAAUUUAUCUUCAAUAAUUUCAUUGUUUUGUAUUAUUGUACAGUAAAUAAAUAAUAAAUAAACAUUGGUAAAUAAA